This is a messenger RNA of Xyrauchen texanus (razorback sucker), 2507 nucleotides long. Its product is annotated as immunoglobulin superfamily member 6. Bases 58 to 783 code for a protein of 241 amino acids. Lineage: Eukaryota; Metazoa; Chordata; Actinopteri; Cypriniformes; Catostomidae. The transcript has 6 exons. The record is from RefSeq and is a predicted model, not a curated record.
GAUUUUUGUUUCCGAUGACUAUCCAACAAACUGCAAAACAAAAACGAAAAGACAACAAUGAAAGGACCCACAAAAUAUCGUGAUAUCAGCUGGAACCUCUUAACCAUCACAUUUCUUAUCUUUAUCUCAGUUCUUUCCAUAAGUGGAUGCAAGGUAGAUGUCCAACAGUCGAAUAAUGUGAUGAGGCGAAAAGAGCAACAGUUUGUCUCUAUUCCCUGCUCUUUGAACAUAACAAGCUGCCCAGGUCACGGACCGGACAAACUGAGCAUCUCUUGGUAUGUGUUCCGGAAAGACUCUCAGCACCAGCUUGAUUUAACAAACCACUCAGUCAAAUACACACUGGAAGAUCAGAAUCUGAAAAUCAACUCAUUGUCAACACAAGACUGUGGUGUGUAUUACUGUGCAGCGGCUCUGCUUGAUGUGGCGCAUAACGGGGCGCAGGCGAUUGGAAAGGGAACCACUUUAAAAGUGUCAAAGAGGGGCUUUAACACCCGUCAAGCACUUUUAUUGACAUUGCUUGUCCUACUGAUUGUGUACAGUCUCCACGUCUUGGGCAUUCUUAUCUGCAUAAAGACUGGACAAAUCAAAUCAGUCUUUAAAAGAAGACGGCAGCAAAGCGAGAUGAAGGACUCAGCUAAACAAGUGAUUUUCAGUGGUGUGGUGCAAGAACUGUGCAAGAGGAACCUCAGUGACAAAAUUCGGGCUCAAUACAAAGUUUCGCAAGAAAAGUAUCCUCAAACCCAGGACAAGAGUGAAGAUAUUUACCAAAAUCUUGAUGAGUGAAACACAACUAAACCUCUGAUCCAUGUUUGUCCCCCUGAUCUGCAAAACCAUCAGCUUGAAAGCAAAACUGGAAACUUCCACUUCAAGAAAAAGGACUGUGCAAUGCCAAAAUUCAGUUGACCGCAUUAUUGUAUGUGACAUUUCGUAAUAAUGCUCACGCUUUUACUCGUGUGUUAUUUUUAGUUAAGAAAUAAAACCCAUUUUGUAAAAUUGUGGCUGGGAAACACAACAUUGCUACAUGUUGUGAUGUCUCUGUUGGCGACAACAUAAAGUUUUCCACUCAAAAGUGUGAGUCAUCUUGUUUUGCAUUGAUAAAUUUGAGACUACAUUGUUAAUUGACUUCAUUUGUUAUGUGUAAUGUAUUUAAACUAAAGCUACUGGAGCUAUUGUUAUUUGUAGGGACGGAUUCAUAUGGAGGCAUUUUACCCCCUCAGUUUUGAUUUUGUGUUGUCUGUUCUUCAAGGGCAUAAAGAUUAUUUCAUAAGAGAGGGGGGCAGAUGGUUUAGUGUAAUAAAAAAACCAUUCAACAAGUGACCCCAUUUAUUUUCUCUUAUCUCUCAUCUUUAUCUUAAUUUCAUUUAAAGCUACUUGUACUUACGCAUGUUUUGAAGGACUGAUUUCAUCGAAUAACAACCGAAAGUGACUGGUCAUAGUGGAAAUCGAGGUUGCAGCGCCAGCGAGGCACUUACAAUGGAAGUGUGAAUGGGGACACAUUUUUGGAGGGUUUAAAGGCAGAAAUGUGAAGCUUCAAAUGUUAUAAAAGCACUUGCAUGAAUUCUUCUGGUAAAACGAGUGUAUUAUUUGAGCUGCAAGUUGUUUAAAUUGUCAUUUUAGGGUUUACGGCGUUACGUCGUCAUGGCAACAAAGUUAUAAAAUUGGAUACAGGAGUGGUGGUGGCGUAGUGGGCUAAAGCACAUAUCUGUUAAUCAGAAGGUCACUGGUUCGAGCCCCACGGCCACCACCAUUGUGUCCUUGAGCAAGACACUUAACUCCAGGUUGCUCCGGGGGGAUUGUCCCUGUAAUAAGUGCACUGUAAGUCACUUUGGAUAAAAGCGUCUGCCAAAUGCAUAAAUGUAAAUGUAAUAGAUAAAAUCAUGUUUACACAUUUAUCCUUUAUGUCUUGUGGCUAUACCUUUCAAACAGUGAAAACAGCGAGGAUUGACGCUGACGACCACCCCUGGAGUCGCGAGUUAGAAUCCAGGGUGUGCUGAGUGAUUCCAGCUAGGUCUCCUAAGCAACCACAUUGGCCCGGUUGCUAGGGAGGGUAGAGUCACUUGGGGUAACCUCCUCAUGGUCACGAUUAGUGGUUCUCGCUCUCAGUGGGGCGUGUGGUAAGUUGUGAGUGGAUCACGGAGAGUAGCAUGAGUCUCCACAUGCUGUGAGUCUCCGCAGUGUCAUGCACAAUGAGCCACUGGACAAGAUGUGCAGAUUGACGGUCUCAGAAGCGGAAACUGAGACUUGUCCUCUGCCACCCAGAUUGAGGUGAGUAACCGUGCCACCACGAGGACCUGCUAAGUAGUGGGAAUUGAAUUGGGAGAAAAAUUUUAAUGCGAUUUUUGCUUAUUAUCAAAUAAAGGAUAGCCAAGAUGGAAUUCUUUUUAGCUUGUGUUGAACCCGAAGAUUUCCUUUAAAUAUAUACUUUUUGAAAAGAGAGACAGGACAAAUCAAAUCAGUUUUUAAAAGAAGACUGGCAAAGUGAGACGAAGAUAUAGUUACAUACACUA